Messenger RNA from Caenorhabditis sp. 36 PRJEB53466, 3570 nucleotides. Lineage: Eukaryota; Metazoa; Nematoda; Chromadorea; Rhabditida; Rhabditidae. The record is from the annotation of a GenBank genome assembly.
AUGUCAGUUACGAAAUCGCACCAUAAUCUAGACGUGGUAAGCUUUUCAUCUCAAAAUCAUCGAAAAAAACUAGAUCUAUCCAUCAGGUUCACCAUGGAAUUGUGUUAAUCAGUGACGGAAGCUCAACAUCUCGUCCCUCUCGAUUACUGUUGUCAAAAGGUGAGUGAAAAGGCGAGAAACUAAGCGGAAAACUAUCAAUUUCUGAGUGAAAGCAUUUUUCACGCGGUCCCCCGGGGAGCAAUGAAACGCAAUAUUUCGGGCAAAAGAGUGGAGAGAACGUUCUGGAACGAAAAAGAAGAACGAGAAAAGAGAAUGAAAGUGGGAACUCCCCAUCGUGUGAAAACUUUAUUGGGCUCCGUCGUCUCAUGGUGCGGAAAUUGGCGUCUAGUAUACAAUUGAGUUGUUGGGAAGGAGAAGAAGAAGAAGAAGGAGAAGGAGAAGAAGCGAGUCCGCUCGUCUCUUCCGCCGCUCUUCCAGAACUAGGCGACGAGCGGCAACGCGAAAAAAAAGGAAAAAAAAAGAAGAAAAAACACGCGACGACGCGAAAGUUUGGGGCCCGUAACGACUCCUCCCCUCUUUUUGCAGAUGAAUUAUGUAUUCAAGUCAUUGACGAUGGUACUGCCGAGCCAGAGGAGGCCAAAGAAAUUUUUAUGGAGAAUGCGACCCGCCAAGUGGUCAUAGUCAAGAAGCCCGACUCGGGAUUCGGAUUGUCCAUCAAAGUGAGCACGGGACCAGCAAAACACAAAUAAAUGCAAAAUCUGAGGGAUUAGUUCUUAUGAAAUAUCGAAAUUUUCUUUUUUAGGGAGGAUCCGAAAACACGCAGAACAUGCCUAUUGUGAUAUCGAAGAUUUUCAAGGGAUUGCCCGGUAAGAUUAUGGAGGAUAAAAUAUCUAAGCCGUCUAUUUUAAGCUGAUGAGUGCGGCGAGCUCUUCGUCGGUGACGCAAUCGUAGAAGUCAACGGAGUUUCUAUAGAAGGUAUGUAAUGAAAUUGAAAGUAAAAGCUGAGAAUAAUCUCAUAACUCAUAACAAAUCGUUAAUGCGGCAAUAACAAGGCUGCUAGAACCAAUCUAGCUUUCAGGCCAAAGCCACGAUGAAGUGGUAAACAUGUUGAAGUCAAGCGGUGACCAAGUGACUCUCGGUGUCCGCCAUUUCACCCACAUGACGCCGUUUCUGAAGUGAGUCUGUUCUUUCUCCUUCUCUUCCCUUUCCCUUUCUCCCGGCUUGUUUGUUGCUUCGCAUAUCCUUCCUUUCUCUUUUUGGCCUUCCGUUGUUGUUUUGUGCAGAAGACUCCAAGAAGAGGGACGGGAGACACAAGGAGCAGAAGAAGAAGAAGAAGAAGAAGAAGAAGAAGUAGAAGAUGGGAAGGAAAACGAAGCAGAAGAAGAAACACGAGAAGAAACAACAUAAAACUGAUGGAUUAGAGUGUGGAAGAGCUGCGCAAGGGUGGUUGUUGGCAAGCGCUUCGCAGCACCGCCUCUUGCCAUCUUCUUCCUCUCCCCGAUGAAUGCUUUUCACUGCAUUUGAAAUUCAGAAAUGUGCGCGCGGUUGUGUUGGCCAUUGCCACUGAGGGGAAUGGAGAAUGGCGAGGAGGCGCAAUGUUUGUCAAGAUACAUUUGGUUGGUGAUGGUAGAUAAUGCAUGAUAUUCGAGGGAGAAGGGAGAGAGAGAGAAAGGAACAAUUAAAACAGUAGGCUUGCAGACCGGCACAAUCCCUACAGCCAGAUGGCACAUUGGACCAGUUGUUCGACGGAAGAAGCACUAGAGUAAGGCUAAUGAACCAUAAAAAGAGGACAGAAUUCAUUUGUUUAGGAUUAGAGAUAGGUUUGGAGUGAUUUGAACAGAACCAGAAAACGUUCGCGAAUCUCACGCUAGGGUUUUCAUCAGACUUGCAAGAUUUUGGGCCGGGCUGAAGAUUUUAACGAAUUUUUUCGAAAACAAAAAACCUGGGUUUAGAAUUUCAAAUAUUGAUCCGGCCCGACCCGUUGUAAGUGUGGUCUUCAUAAGUUUCAAAACUCAAUUCCUAAUUCAAUUCCAGAGCAAGAAAUCACAGUCCGAACUUGGUUUAUCGGAUUCAAAAUGGUCGGCGCACCUCGAUGGGCGCGAGAAAAAAUGGAAAACGCUGACCUCGCUGCCACUGGCAAUGGCCUAUGUCACCAGAUACCUUUGGGGAACUGACAAUAUCAGGUUCGCUUCAGAUUUCAUCCGCACACGCGGACCUUAUAGUGUCCACAAAAUAAACAAUGCAGAACCAACUCAUUCGAAGUCCGCGCCGUCGACGGAAGAUCCUCUGGAAUUGUGCAUUGCGAAGACACUUCCGCUCUCGAGCAAUGGAUUGCACACAUCAGCAAGCACAUUCUGUCGUUGAAUCACAAGAGCAUCAAAAUGAGCAAUAAGUACCUGCAUCAGAGCGAGCAGGUGAGUUUUGAAAAAUAUUAAAUUAUUAUUUUGAAACUCAAAAAGUGAGAAAAGUGGCCAAUAAUGUCUACUCACUGGGACCGGAAGCUUUGUUAAUCUAGUUACGGACUAGACUGAUCCAUCUGCUGCCGAUUUUUUGCAUCGCAUUAAAAAGAUGAUUUCUAAGCAUCUCUACAACCUUUUCUUUUUGCAGAUCAGCUACAUUGGAUGGGUAAACGAAUACCUGAACGACGAUGAUCAAGAAGAGCUGAAAAUCCGCUGGCAACCACGUUUUCUCAUACUAAAAGGCAGCGAUGUCUGCUUUUUCGAUGUGCCACCGGUAAGUAAUCGGAGAAAAACGAUACUCAGGGUUGGGUUUCAAACAAAACAAGUAUGCUUUUAGCUCAACUCGGAAGACCUCAACAAAUGCAUCUACCUGUACAAAUGCUAUGAUGUGGCCGUGAAACAAGUGAGUUGACACCGAGACUCACCCAGCCAAAAUGACUGCGUUUCCCUCAAUUCAGGUGCCGAGCACGAGUCCGAGACGCGACAAGCGAGAUAAUUGCUUCCUGAUCGAGACCCCGCUGCCAAUUCCCAACCACUACUUGUCAUUCGAGUCAGCUUCUGGUUUUGAGCUCUUCGAACAAGCCUACUACAGAACCGUGUAUAAUACUGUGUCUCAGAUGCAGGUGAGUUGCUUUGAGUUAAACACGUUUAGAACUUUUUUUGCAGUCGAGAACUUUCGCAUGCAACUUUGAGGGUCGGCCGAGUGGUAUUGUGUUUGAUAUCAAGCAAGGAGUUAGUCUUUAUGAUAUUCCUACAAAGGUUAGAACUGAUCCUUUUUUAUCCAAGUGUUAUACUGUUUUUUUCUCAGAGUUACAUCUGGCAGUACCGCUUCAAAGACCUUCAAGCCGUUGCCGACGAUGGAAAACUAUGCGUUCAACUAUCGUUUAAUGAUGACAGAUCUUUGAACACCGAAAAGAUCGAAGUGAAAGUAAGUCACUACUUUUCUUCAAUACAAAACUUUCUUCUAACGUGUACUCAUUUGCAGGACAUUGAGUGUGAAGACGUGGUGACCGUUGUUUUCAACCUUCAUUCAUUUGUCCUUGCCAAGAUUGUGUCCACAGAUCCGGAGUACUUGAAAGCUAGCCGAUAUGUUGGAAAUGCUGAAGAGUGA